Messenger RNA from Chelonoidis abingdonii (Abingdon island giant tortoise), 2947 nucleotides. RefSeq names its product dynein axonemal intermediate chain 2 (gene DNAI2). Gene Ontology annotation, biological process: cilium movement; outer dynein arm assembly. The record is from RefSeq and is a predicted model, not a curated record. Gene Ontology annotation, molecular function: dynein heavy chain binding; dynein light chain binding. NCBI's taxonomy places the organism in Eukaryota, Metazoa, Chordata, Testudines, Testudinidae. Gene Ontology annotation, cellular component: outer dynein arm.
UGGGGCAACGGGGACACGCUGCCCGCGGCUGCAGAGAGCCGGCCCGGAGCGGAUCUGCCCCCGCCCGGCAGGCACCAUGGAGAUCGUCUACGUGUAUGUGAAGAAGCGCAGCGAGUUUGGCCGACAAUGCAACUUCUCUGACCGGCAGGCCGAGACCAACGUGGACAUCCAGCCAGACCCGAGCCUAGCCAAAAACUUCGUAGAGAGGGACCCCAUUGAUGCUGCAAUACAGUGUGCCAGUGAUAUGUCGGAGCAUGAGGUCAACACAGAGAGAUUUGAGAUGGAAAACGAGGGGGUUAACCACUUGGAAGGAGGGUGGCCAAAAGACGUCAACCCGCUGGAGAUGGAGCAGACCAUUCGCUUCCGGAAGAAAGUGGAGAAAGAUGAGAACUAUGUCAACACCAUCAUACAGCUCGGCAGUCUGAUGGAACAUUGCAUCAAACAGAACAAUGCGAUCAAUAUCUACGAGGAGUACUUUGACGAUGAGGAGACAGCAGACGUAGCAGAUGAGCCUCCGUCUGCAAAAACCAUCAAUGUGUUCAGGGAUCCAAAUUUAAUCAAAAGGACAGCAACGCAUCUCUCCUGGCACCCAGAUGGAAGCAAGAAGCUGGCAGUAGCUUAUUCCAGCCUGGAGUUCCAGCGAAGCUCCAAAGAUAUGAGCUAUGAGUCAUACAUAUGGGAUCUCGAAAAUCCAAACAAACCAGACCUGGUUCUCAGGCCAUCAUCCCCGCUUGUGAGCCUGGAAUACAACCCCAAAGACUCUCACAUCCUGGUUGGAGGAUGCUAUAAUGGACAGAUCGCUUACUGGGACACCAGGAAAGGAGGACAGCCUGUGGAGCUUUCCACCAUAGAAUUCAGCCACAGGGACCCUGUGUAUGGAAUGAUCUGGCUUCAAUCCAAAACCGGCACAGACUGUUUCUCCGCCUCUACCGAUGGGCAGGUCCUGUGGUGGGAUAUUCGUAAGCUGACCGAACCCACUGAGACACUGGUGAUGGACAUCAGCAGGAAAGGAGUCUUGGAGGAUGCUUUAGGAGCCAUCGCGCUGGAGUUUGAACCAACCAUGCCGACCAAGUUCAUGGUGGGGACGGAACAAGGCGUGGUGAUCACCUGUAAUCGCAAGGCCAAGACACCUGCUGAAAAGAUAGUUGGCACAUACAGUGGGCACCAUGGCCCCAUCUAUGCCCUGGCAAGGAACCCUUUCUUCCCCAAGAAUUUCCUGACAGUCGGGGACUGGACUGCUCGGAUCUGGUCUGAGGACUGCAAGGAAUCGUCCAUCAUGUGGACCAAGUACCACAUGGCUUACCUAACAGACGGGUGCUGGAGCACCAUCCGGCCAGCUGUCUUCUUCACAACCAAAAUGGACGGGACCCUUGAUGUCUGGGACUUCCUCUUCAAACAGAACAACCCCUACCUCAGUGUGAAGGUCUGUGAUGAGCCUCUCUUCAGUCUGCGUCUGCAGGACAACGGGCGUUUCAUUGGCUGCGGCUCUAAGCUGGGCACAGUGACCCUGCUGGAGGUCUCUUCCGGGCUCUGUACCCUGCAGAGGAACGAGAAGAACCUGGCCACAGCGAUGUUUGAGCGAGAGACAAAGCGAGAGAAGAUCCUGGAGGCCCGGCACCGGGAGAUGCGUCUGAAGGAGCGCACCAAGGCCGAAGGCAAGGAGGAGGACGUGAAGGUGGAAACGGAGGAGGAGAAGCCUGAGGAGCUGCUGGCCAGAGUCCAGAAGGAGUUCUUUGAGAUCAUUGAAGCAGAGAUCAGGAGGAAGGAGCGGGCAGACAAGCUGUCGAAAGCCCAGGAGAAGGAAGUUACAGAUGAAAACAAGGAUGAAGACCCCUACAAGGAGGAGUGAGCCUGGCAUGUGACUCGCACAGUCACACUUAAUUUAUUCUCGUACCAGUGCAGGUUGUUUCCCCUUUUGAUCUUUUCUACAAGACAGACUGGAUUAAUAAACAGCAGCAUUUUUAAGCCAUGUCUGGUUGGGUCCGACAGAUGUCAGGGUAGCGGGAUCUGUAUGUUGCAAUCUGCUUUGCAUCCUGGACCGAUGGAGGAGGCAGGCAGCCAUUCCCUGGACGCCGCUGUCUGCCUAGAGACCGUGCUGUCUCCCCUACGCAGACCCGCAGGCUGAGUACAGCAGCCGCCACUGGAGAUCCGUGCCAUGUUCUGUUCCGCCUGCUCUCCUUCUCCUGCCCACAGGAGCAUGGGACGUUCCCCUUCCCCUCAAUAAGCAGGUGGUUUUAUGACGUGACAAAAGGCCAAACACUCCUGGUCAAACACUUGGCUCCUCUCCUUUUCCCAACAUGCACCUUGCAGCCACUGUGCCAGCUCGCCAGGCCUAGCGAUCGCAGCUGGGGCAGCCUGUCUAGUCUGUCGAGGUUCCCCUGUGACACUCAUCCACGCGGGAUCUGCUUGGGUCAUGGAACUGAUUGGCUGGUUCCAAACUCGCGACUCUCCUGCUGACAGCAAAGGGGCCAGGCGCUGGAAUACUUCCUGCGGAGGGCUACGAGGAUGUAGUGUGUGUGUGUCUGGCUGCAGGCAUGCAUGUGCCCUGGAGAAGUGGGGACUGAGUGGCUGUGUAGCAACAGCAGGAAGAUGAUCAUGGCAGAAGCAAAACCCCCUUGUACAAAUACAUGUGCGCUGCUUCGGUAAUUUGCAGACAUGGCCAGCCGGGGACAGGGAGACUGCUGCACAUUCGUGGCUGUAACUUCAGUCUGUUCCGGGCAGGAGCUUUCUCCUGAAGCUGCUGCUCCGCAAGGAGAGCUCAGAGCUGCGGAGCUCCCAUGCAUUGCCCUGUGGAAAGGCCUUUCCAGUGGCUUGCGGUUGGGAAAGUGAAAGCAGCUCUCUGGGCUGCUCACCCAGCAUUUUUGUUCAGAGCCCCUUCUCCAUGUGGUCUCUCAGGCAGGUCGGUAUAGUCAUCCCCUUUGUACAGAUGGGGAAACUGAGGCACUGA